AUGUACUUGGUUAUAAGCUUAACCGUGGCGGAUAUGUUGGUUGGAGUCCCAUCCGGGGAUUUUUUUCAAUUUGUUCUCGACCGGCGAUGUCGCCUUGUAAAGUUGAAUUUAUCCUGGGAAGUUUCAAUUUCAUUAAGUAGUUUUAAUUAUUUCUUUGCCCUUGUCUCCCUGACAAACAUUGCUGUGAUUUCUUUAGAGCGAUUUCACGCCACGUUUCGUCCAUUUAGGCAUCGACUUAUCAAGAGAUGGGUCUACGUGGUGGCAAUUGUUGUUGUCUGGGUUUUUUCCUGUAAUUGUUUCAGUCAUUUGGGUGACAGAGUUGCUUUAUUUCAUUGGAUAUCACCUUUACAUACUGGAAUCCUACUGUCUUUUGUGUUUAAUUGUUACCUUCAUUUCUUACACGUCCAUUCUGUUUAAGUUUCGUUUCGGAGCUCAUCCCCAGCGCCAUUGUGCAGAUUGUGCAGCUGCUUUAAGACAAAGAAAACUAACUGUCACAUUGUUUAUAACAACUUUAGUAUCUUUACUGUUGUGGCUACCAUACAAUAUUUUUCUUUUUGUUGACUGGUCAACUGAUAUUCUCAAUUCCCUUUCUUUCAAAGAAUAUUUUGAUUUGAUUUAUUCAUUGAGUUUUUUCUUUUCUGCAAACUCCCUUGUAAAUCCCAUUUUAUACACAAUCAGGAUGCUAGACUUUAAAAGAGCUCUGCUCUCAUGGUUUAGACGUCAUCAAAGAGAAAAUGUUGCUAUCCCGCUAAAUCGUUACUAA
Molecule: messenger RNA, 763 nt
Organism: Porites evermanni
Lineage: Eukaryota; Metazoa; Cnidaria; Anthozoa; Scleractinia; Poritidae
Source: the annotation of a GenBank genome assembly